GCGAGAGGCUUGACAGCGGUGUGGGAUGGGAGCAGAGAGUGGAGAGAAGGAGCGUCCUGCCUGCAGUCCUGCCACAGCCGAGCAUCGAGCCACUCCGAGAGCACUGAGGAGCCACAGCCAGCCCGAGUCUCCUCUGCAGCGGAUCACACACACCUGAAGGCCGAGGAUUACAAACCAGACGGAAUAAGUCUGACAGUCCGGAUGAUUUUUCUCUUUGCAUCAGGGUUUUAUCUUCUUAGUAAAAAAAAUAAAGAAUUCAAUCCUGCAGCGCUUUUCCCAAAACUUCAGCGUACAGCUCCGCUUCUGCAAGUGCACUUAAACUUUGUGUUAGCCAUCUGGCAGUAGCCAGACGCUCUUUAUUUUAAUUACCAGUGAUCAUUCAUCACUGUUAUUCAGCCUUUUUCAGCGGAGCAGGAGCUUGCCUGUGAUGGACGUUGAUUUGAUAAAGAAUGAGUCCGCUGUGGUGCGUUCAUGAGCCUUUCUGCCAGCACCUCUGACCUUUUUGUGGAUUUCAGUGAAAUCUUUUGGACUUGAUCGUUUUUAUUUCCAACGAGAUCAGCGGGACUUCGCAGCUCUGAAAGGAUCCUGGUCAGAAUUUUAGCUACUGGAAGAGCUUUUCACCUCCAUCCAUCAUGCGACCCAUCCCAUCCAGACUCAGCUAUCUGUUUCUACACUUAUUCGCAUUUUGCUACUAUGCUCAGGUAACCAAUCAGUCCCCGCCUAAUUUCACGCAGCAUGUAAGCGAGCAGAGCAAAGUGACGGACCGCGUGAGCCGCAGGUUGAUCCGGAUCUACCAGCUGUACAGCAGGACCAGCGGCAAGCAUGUGCAGGUCCUGCCCAACAAGAAGAUCAACGCCAUGGCCGACGAUGGAGAUGUGCACGCUAAACUCAUCGUGGAAACAGACACAUUUGGGAGCCGUGUGCGCAUCAAGGGAGCUGAGACCGGCUUCUACAUCUGCAUGAACAAGAGGGGGAAGCUCAUCGGCAAGAAAAAUGGACAAGGCCGAGACUGUAUCUUCACUGAGAUUGUGCUGGAGAACAACUACACAGCACUGAGGAACGCCCGCUACGAGGGCUGGUACAUGGCCUUCACUCGCCGCGGGCGGCCAAGGAAAGGCUCGCAGACACGCCAGCACCAACGCGAGGUCCAUUUCAUGAAGAGGCUGCCAAAGGGCCAGCAGCCCGCCCACCCAAGCCACCACCGGCCUUUCGACUUCAUCCACUACCCCUUCAGUCAAAGGACUAAACGUACACGAUACUCGUCAGAGCGCUGAGGAGUGGGGGCAAGAUAGAAAAGGCAGAGAGAGAAAGAGGAGAAACUGACAGACUGAACUACCAGGAGCCGACACAAUCCUCUGCUCUCCAAAAAAACCUCUAGAGACAUUUUUAUACCGUGCAUUACUAUAUCUUAAUGUGUAGUUUGUUUUCUAUUUUUCUCAAAGUUAAAAAAAAGCUGUAAAUAGACAAAAACAUGUGAAAUCUAUUUUUGUACUCCAGACUUUUAGUACUGACCUGUGUAAAAAAGCAAAAGAAAGUUUGUUUUUAGAUGCACAUAACUCAUUGACUUAUCGGGGACAUCUUAGUAGAGUGCGUUGUAUUGUUUUUUUUUUAUGUCAUUUUGACCAGUGGAGUCGUUUUUUGGACUCUUGCCUGCUGCUCAAGGAGACUUGAAGGGCCCUGAUUGACCGCACUGCCAGGGAACGCUGCGUUCAGAGACACAAACUGUCACACACUGUGUUGGAGAGCGCCAGGGUUCAGUAAACGUUGCAUAACCACGUGGUGGUAACACUGCAGGGUUUAGCCUCUUGCUAGAUGCUGCAUCAUGACCCAGAUCAUUCUGUAUCACACAGUUAAAGCAAACAGAGCUUUAGGAGCAUCUGAUAGAACAACGGGGCAGCUACAUUUGAUAAUCACAGGUUUCCUGUUCUGACUGUAAAGUUGAUGUGUAGAAAAUGCAUUGAAGUGUAAGGAACCCCUUGACACACCCACUAACCCUCACCCUCUUGUGUUCUUGUUGCCCCUUGUAUGUCUUUUUUAUACAUAUAAAAAUAUAUUUUUAUUUGAGGAUGUGUAAAAUAAUUUUAAG
Molecule: messenger RNA, 2086 nt
Organism: Thunnus maccoyii (southern bluefin tuna)
Lineage: Eukaryota; Metazoa; Chordata; Actinopteri; Scombriformes; Scombridae
Gene: fgf8a
Product: fibroblast growth factor 8a
Exons: 5
Coding region: 633-1274 (213 amino acids)
Biological process (GO): dorsal/ventral pattern formation; embryonic heart tube development; fibroblast growth factor receptor signaling pathway
Cellular component (GO): cytoplasm
Molecular function (GO): growth factor activity; type 1 fibroblast growth factor receptor binding; type 2 fibroblast growth factor receptor binding
Source: RefSeq, a predicted model, not a curated record